This is a messenger RNA of Symbiodinium natans, 759 nucleotides long. The record is from the annotation of a GenBank genome assembly. NCBI's taxonomy places the organism in Eukaryota, Dinophyceae, Suessiales, Symbiodiniaceae.
AUGGGAUGGGAGGAAGAGCUAGACAGCUAUAUCUUACUCGUACGUAGUGUCUUGGAGUUCUUCAAACACAACAGGCCACAGCUUCUAGCCCUCUGCGAGAAGAUGGUGCACUCGGGACAAGAGGCGCUUUCGAAGGGGCCGAAGCGCACCGCCUCGGGCAAGGAGAACCUCACUGCGCUACGCGCCGAGAGCCCCGGGAGAUUGGCGCAGGGCCGCGUUGGGACUGCGCGGUGCAGCUCCCGCCAGCCCGGGAGAAGUGAUCGAGUGAAUACGGCCACGACGAAGGCGCCGGCCACGGCCGACUCGCGCGGCAACCUCUCCCUUGGCUGCUGCUCCCCGCCGUGGUCCCUGGAAGCCUACAGAGUUACAUACUUCAGAUUGCAGAGCCAUAGCGAUAGGCUGGCGUUGAAGAUGGGCAGUUUCACGGACGAAGAUGAAUUGAGUCUGCGUCCAUUGGGCGUGCGACGCGCCCCGGGAGUGUGGCUCUUCAUGGAUCCAGAUCCACUGGACAAAGCCGGCUUCCAGCGGCUUCCAGCGGCUGGACGCGCAGACUUCAGCGAGGCCGCGAUCCCCCUUACCGACCAGUGCGCCAGCUGCUGGCCGAUGAAGAUUGUCCGGGAUGCCUGCGGUUUUCGCUGUACCGUCUUUCAACGAGCGCUCAGAUCCCUCCUGCGUCAGCAGCACCGGCGUGACAGUGCUCGAUGCCAGCCUCAAUCAAGGAGCAGGCGUGAGUUUGCUGGCAUCCUGAGCCUCGAAUGA